Molecule: messenger RNA, 846 nt
Organism: Stegostoma tigrinum
Lineage: Eukaryota; Metazoa; Chordata; Chondrichthyes; Orectolobiformes; Stegostomatidae
Exons: 3
Coding region: 99-749 (216 amino acids)
Source: RefSeq, a predicted model, not a curated record
GUGGUGGAAGAGGAGGUUGCCUUUCCCGCGAUAACCUCUUUAUUUCCACCCCCCCAACCAGAGCCUCAAUCUCCUCCUCCAAACUCCGGAGAGGUCGGAUGAAUUACGAACGGUAUAAAGUUGCGAGCGGACAGGCCUGGUCCGAGAAGGUGCCGAACGGCGGUUUCUUCUACACCCCCAGCUCCUCCCAGAUGUUGUUUUGUUCGGGGGUCCUACCCCCCCACCAACAACAACCACAACCGCCGCCACUUCCUCCUCGUGCACGGUCCAGGCUCCAAGCCGCUCGCGCUCCGCCAGCGCCAGCGGCUCCGAGUCCGCGAGACACGCAGCGGACGCCAACGGGCAAAGCUCCCAGAGUGCACCGCGCGCCGCCGCUGCUGCCACCACCGUCUCCCUCCCUCAGGGCCGGGCUCCGCUUCCAGGUCAAGCAGCCAAUGGGGGGGAGGAGGCGGCGGUCACGGCCGUUUACUUCGAUGUGGAAUGCAAGUAGAUUGAAGAAACAUCUCAAAAUUGUAUUUCCUGAGCAAACAGAUUCUGCAAGACUUCAGGGCAACCCUGCAGAGCAACACACUCUACAACAUUCUAUGCUUUAUUCUUCUGCCUUCAAUUUAUUGACCAACGUGCUUUUUUUUCAUGAAGCAGCGAUCUUGGAUUUUUGUUUUCUUUCUGAAACUGUUACACUACUGGAUUACAGCCAGGGCCAAAGAGGAGUGAUACGCAGGAAACAUUUUUGGAUUUCACAGAGCUGAGACAGAGGGAUGGAGAAAUGGACGGAACAGAGGGACAUAAACACAUGGGCAGAGAGGAUGAUUUUAACUGAACUACCAAGUUGAAAGCUGGUCAGUU